Molecule: messenger RNA, 2027 nt
Organism: Sinocyclocheilus rhinocerous
Lineage: Eukaryota; Metazoa; Chordata; Actinopteri; Cypriniformes; Cyprinidae
Product: IQ and ubiquitin-like domain-containing protein
Exons: 11
Coding region: 1-1863 (620 amino acids)
Biological process (GO): cilium assembly; flagellated sperm motility
Cellular component (GO): motile cilium; acrosomal vesicle
Source: RefSeq, a predicted model, not a curated record
AUGCACCAUGGUAUUUUUGGACAAGAAAAAAGUGUGGAUGAUGACCAGACGCUGAUGGACAUUGGCGUGCAGCCUCAUGGGAUGGUCCAAAUUGAGAUGAGCUCGCUAGACCCAGAGAAUUACCCCAUGAGACCCAUCAAACCACAGCAGGAGUACAACAUGCCGGAUGUCAUCACUGUCAGGGUGCAAACAGACACAGACUCGUAUCAGGACGUGGUGGUGGAGAUCGAGAGAGUCACUCGAGGGAAAGCGUUUCUGGGAGGAUACCGUCAUAAUGUGACCAAGGCGGAGUAUCAUCAUGCUGCUGUACAGACGAUGCCUAAGAAGAGGCCUGACAAGGGUGUUGAGAUGUUCAGCAGGGAUACACAGACGGUUGAGUUGAAGAACCAGGAUCAGCAGUGCUCCAAGAACGCCUCAACUCAGAUGAUCAAAAUUGGCUGUUAUGUGUCCAACAUGGCGGACAAACUCAUCACCCCAGGGACUUACAUCACUGCAGGAGAAUAUCACAGCAAGAGACUGAGAGCUGUCAUUACACUACAGUCAUAUGUCAGGCGCUGGCUAGCCAGGUGUUUCACAGACAGCUUGAGACAGGCUAAAGUGCAGCAUCUGGCAUGGCUGGAAAAUGAAAAGAGAAGGAAGAAAGAGGAGAAAGAGCAGCAGAUCAGAGAUGAAUAUCACCGCAGGAUGAAUCCGGAGUCAAAGGCAGACUUUGAUCUGCUUUAUAAUGCCUUGAAAAAAUGGAGGAUAGAGGAAGUGGAACACGUCAAUGUCACUUUAUCUGGUGCGGAGAGAAAGGCAGCGCUGUGCGCUCUACUGGAGCAAGAGACCCAGUUCAUCUCCUCCAUAGAACGGCACAGAAUGGCUGCAGGCACAAGGAACCAGGAUAAGACCAUACAAGCCUUCCUCAACAAGUGUGCAGAACCAAAGAAAUGGCGUGCAUUUGAUGGGAAGGUGACACAGAUGGACACGCAGUUCACCAUCAGAGCCAAGGAGCUGCGAGACCUUUACAGUAGCAUCACCCAGGCUCAGUUCACAAACGACGAACGUCUGGAUGUGCUUCUCACUCUCAAACACACCGUAAAGGAACAUAAAUGCAAGCUAACACAGGAUAUAGUGGACUUGAUUGACAGGGAGGUGGACCUGCUGAUGAGGGGCGUUAAAAAAAGCAACCUGGAGGGGUUGAGGAAGAGGAUAGCCUCCCUCUUUCUCCAGUACAUCAAAACCCCUGCGUUCAACCCUCAGGUGUCCACAUUUCUGUGGGUGCCUCAGGAUCCUGCUGACCUGAAAAAGAACAUCUAUUUGUGUCGUGGCUGUAAUGAGUAUCAGUCAUCCACUGACUUUGCUCUGAAGACAAACGCAUCUUCGGUUGGCCUCUGUCGCCGCUGUAUGGAUUUAGACAAUGAGGCUCGUCGAAGAGAAGACUUCUCUCUUUACAAGAACAUUCUCAUGUGCUUGCGUGAAUCUGAGGCCGAGUGCAGCCCAGAAGCCAAAAUCACUUACCUGCUACAGGAGCAGGACCUGCGGUACCUGGUGGAUGUGCUGUGGGGGGCUCAGUCUGCUUUGAGUGGCUGGAAAGACCUUCAUGAUUUACUGCUGGUCCGGUGGGAGAAGCAUUUGGACUGGAGCCCAUGGAACUGCAUCCUACUUACAAAGGACGAGGCGGCUGCACAUCUCAAACUGGAGAACAUCGAGAAGGCAUACGAUGUGGUAGUUAUCCGUAACGUCAAGCAGAAACACGCAUUGGCCAGGAAGUACUUCUCCCAGAUUCCUGCAAUGGCCGAAUGUCUGCACGACGCUGAGAUUCAGCCUGCUGCCCUCAGCAACCUGCUGGUCUCCAAACCCAUCACCAAUGCAACCAAGUAGAAUCGCUAAGAGGCAACCCACAAUCCUGCGGGGCGCUCAGGGAAAUCUGCAGCUUCACUAUUUGUGGGCAGUAAAGUAUAGAGAUCUAAAACCUUAUUAAGAGUCCUUCUUCAAGAUCAUUUAUCGAAUUUGAAUAUCGUAUAUGUUAAUUAAAACCGUGAGUA